AUGUGUGGGCGCUACGCAUUGGGCGUGCGCUUGGCGUACAUUCAACAGCAGCUGCAAGAGAGAGGCAUGCAAGUAGACGAAGCUCCCGAAGACGAUGAAGUCCGCGAGACAUACAACUUUGCGCCAGGCAGCUUUGGCGCAGUCUAUCGUGCCGACGUCCCUGACUCGAAGACUCGCUCCGAGCGGGACACGGAGGUGCCCCAGGAAGAGAAUGACCAAGUUCCAGAGCAACAGGAAGAGAUCGAUGAGAAACCGGGAGACACUCCAGCCACUGUCCAGCCUAAAUACAAGCUUCAAAGCAUGAAAUGGGGCCUCAUCCCCUUCUGGACAAAGCGACAGCCGGACUAUGGUUCCAUGAUGCGAACGAUCAAUUGUCGCGAUGACUCGUUAAUUGAGAAUCGUGGCAUGUGGACGACUAUGAAGCAGCGCAAACGAUGUCUCGUCAUUUGUCAAGGCUUCUAUGAGUGGCUGAAGAAGGGACCGGGGGGCAAAGAAAGAGUCCCGCAUUUCGUCCGACGCAAGGACGGUGAUUUAAUGUGCUUUGCUGGACUAUGGGACUGCGUGAAAUAUGAAGACUCGGAUGAGAAGCUUUACACGUACACCGUGAUUACAACAUCCUCAAACUCUUAUUUGAAAUUCCUCCAUGACCGGAUGCCUGUUAUCAUGGAUUACGGAAGUGAAGAGAUGAGAACAUGGCUCGACCCCAGCCGGAAGACCUGGUCGAAGGAACUGCAAUCCAUUUUAAAGCCAUACGAAGGCGAGCUCGAGUGCUACCCCGUCUCCAAGGAAGUAGGCAGAGUGGGCAACAACUCGCCAGAUUUCAUUAUUCCCGUCAACAGCAAAGAAAACAAGAGCAAUAUUGCCAACUUUUUCGCUAAUGCCAAAGCGAAGGACGCGUCCCCGAAGAAAGAACCUGGUAUCAAGGUUGAAAAAGAGGAAGUGAACAAGGAUAUAGCUGCGCACGGCACGAAGAGGGAACAUACGCCAGAAGUAACAAGUCCUGGUAACGAAAGCAAGAAACAAAAGGUCCAUCAAGGCCCAAUCUCGCCCUCGCCGCAAAAGGCCAAAACGCGCAGUGCAACACACAAUAAGCCAAUGAAGAAGGCUGGGGCAUCCAAGCCACCGGGGGGAUCACAACGAAUAACGAACUUUUUCAAGAAAUGA
Penicillium brasilianum is the source of this 1164-nucleotide messenger RNA. The record is from the annotation of a GenBank genome assembly. NCBI's taxonomy places the organism in Eukaryota, Fungi, Ascomycota, Eurotiomycetes, Eurotiales, Aspergillaceae.